Molecule: messenger RNA, 1557 nt
Organism: Lodderomyces orthopsilosis Co 90-125
Lineage: Eukaryota; Fungi; Ascomycota; Pichiomycetes; Serinales; Debaryomycetaceae
Gene: HST3
Product: NAD-dependent histone deacetylase
Exons: 1
Coding region: 1-1557 (518 amino acids)
Molecular function (GO): NAD+ binding
Source: RefSeq, a predicted model, not a curated record
AUGCAUACCAUAAAUCUUGAUGACGGUAGUAACAAAAUAACUGCUGAAUGUUCAAUUAAACUAAAUGAAGCUAUUCGCUACAUCUCCAAAUCCAAAAAGACAACCGUGAUCACGGGAGCAGGAAUCCUGUGUAAUGCAGGAAUACCCGAUUUCCGAUCCGAAAAUGGUUUAUACAACAUGGUCAAACAUAAAUAUCCUAAACAAAUUGUACGAGGACAGGAUUUAUUUGAUAUCAAUUUAUUUCGUGAUGAAACUUCAUUGGAAAUUUUUUGUACUUUUAUGGAACGAUUAUACCAUUAUAGCUUAUUGGCUAAACCAACUGAGUCUCAUAAAUUUUUAAAGCAUUUAAAGGAUAAGGGAAAAUUGUUGCGAUGUUAUACUCAAAAUAUUGAUUCUUUGGAACAAAAUGUAAAUUUAAACUUGGGGAUUAAUCAACUGGAUUUUGAAAAUGAGCAAAAAGCUAGUGGUGCUGGUACUGGUGCAGGUAAAUUUCGUCAAUUUUGGAAUAACUUGGAUGUGGUUCAGCUACAUGGAAACUUGCAUAAAUUAUCAUGUACUAAUUGUUUUGCUGAAUUUGAAUGGAAUAGUGAAUUUAAAACCAUGUUUAAUCAAGGCGUCAAUCCAGAAUGUUCCAAUUGUUACAACAAGUAUCAACAACGAUUAUACCAAGGGAAAAGAAUGACAGGACACAUUGGUUUGCUAAGACCAGAUAUUGUACUUUAUGGAGAAAAUCAUCGACAACUGGAGAUCCUAAGUCAAGGAUUAACUAAUGAUUUGAAAAGUAAGCCUGAUUUAUUGAUCAUAAUGGGUACUUCUUUGAAAGUAGAUGGUGUAAAGAAACUAGUCAAGAGUUUAAGUAAACAAAUUCAUGAACGUGGAGGUAAAGUUUUGUUUGUCAACAAGACAAAUUUAAGUAAAAUGUGGCAUCAAUAUGUGGAUUAUGAAAUAUUGUGUGAUUGUGAUCAGUUCAUACGGAUAUUGAAGGCAGAAAUACCCGAUUUAUUCUUGACUCAAGAACAAUUGGAUUCAAAGAAAUUAAAGAAUAAAGCCCAUGAAGAGAUACCUAUGCCUAGUGAUGCAUAUAAAUUGAUCGUGAAACAAGAGAAAGAUGAAGAGACUGAAGAUGUUAAAGUGAAACAGGAGAACAAGAGUGUUCAAAUUAAAGUGGAAUCUGGAUCGGCUGAGUUAUGCUCACCGUCAUCUACAUCACCGAUACGAAUUAAACAAGAGAUAACAAAUGAUAUUUUAACUCCACCUGAUACCCCAACCAAAAAAAGGAAAAGAUCGUCAUCUUCACAGCAACAGAGCCAGAAGAAACAGCCAUCAUUGAAACGAGAACCAAGGGUGAAACUAGAAAAGAAAGUGGAACAUAAAGAAGACGGACGGAAGUUAAAACGACCAAGAGGUGGCUCCUCUACAAAUGCGUCAGCAUUAGACACAUCUGCUACAGUGGCUGCUGUUGGUAAGGAGGCUGCUGCAUAUAUGACACCACCUGCGUCAUUUGAUGAAUCAAUACCGUUGAAGUUGUAUUCACUGCUGCAAUUGAAUCAAUGCUGA